Tupaia belangeri chinensis (Chinese tree shrew) is the source of this 3737-nucleotide messenger RNA. RefSeq names its product ataxin 1 (gene ATXN1). Lineage: Eukaryota; Metazoa; Chordata; Mammalia; Scandentia; Tupaiidae. The transcript has 3 exons. Gene Ontology annotation, biological process: negative regulation of transcription by RNA polymerase II; nervous system development. Gene Ontology annotation, molecular function: RNA binding; protein binding. The record is from RefSeq and is a predicted model, not a curated record. Bases 498 to 2864 code for a protein of 788 amino acids. Gene Ontology annotation, cellular component: nucleus.
AGAAAAAGAAAUGCAUCAUCCAUCCUAUAGACAUAAAGGAGAGAGGGUCGUAAGGGUGUCUCGGGGGGUUGUCAACUCCAUGAGACAAGCACAUGCUUCCCAGUUGGGGUGUCCUCAGUGUAAAAAUCUUCCGUUAGCAAUGUGCUCAGCUGCGGCGUUUGGCCUGCUCCCGGGCUGAAGCUUCGUGGGCUUCUGGGAUUCACGGCGUAUCCAGAGGCCUCGUCUUAAUCUUUGGAAGAUGCUGUUCCCUGGUGCUGAUGUUUCCAUUUCUCUUCCCUCCUUCCCUCUCUCCUCCCUUCCCUUCGCCCCAUCACUGCCCUCCUCCUCCUUUUCCCAGAAGCCAGAGCUGCUGUCGGCGGAUUGUACCCACGGGGAGAUGGUUCCUCAUGAAGAGCCUGGGUCCCCGACAGAGAUCAAAUGUGACUUUUCGUUUAUCAGACUAAAAGCAGAGUCAGCCCGACAGUGAGCCGGUCACCGUGGAGGGGGGACGGCGAAAAAUGAAAUCCAGCCAGGAGCGGAGCAACGAAUGCCUGCCUCCCAAGAAGCGCGAGAUCCCUGCCACCAGCCGGCCCUCCGAGGAGAAGGCCACAGCCCUGCCCAGCGACAACCACCGGGCCGAGGGCGUGGCAUGGCUCGCAGGCAAUCCCGGCAAUCCCGGUGGCCGUGGCCAUGGGGGCGGGAGGCACGGGCCGGCGGGGCCUUCAGGGGAGCUUGGUUUACAACAGGGAAUAGGUUUACACAAAGCGUUGUCCACGGGCCUGGACUACUCCCCGCCCAGCGCUCCCAGGUCUGUCCCCGCGGCCACCACGCUGCCCACGGCAUACCCUCCCCCGCCGUCAGGGACGCCGGUGUCCCCCGUGCAGUACACACACCUGCCCCACACCUUCCAGUUCAUCGGGUCCCCCCAGUACAGCGGGCCCUACGCCGGCUUCCUCCCCUCCCAGCUCAUCUCCCCGACUGCCAACCCUGUCACCAGUGCAGUGGCCUCGGCCGCGGGGGCCACCACGCCGUCCCAGCGCUCCCAGCUGGAGGCCUAUUCCACUCUGCUGGCCGGCAUGGGCAGCCUGAGCCAGGCUCCGGGCCACAAGGGUGAGCAGCCACCGCCCCACCUUGGCAGGGCGCCAGGCCUCAUCGCGCCAGGGUCCCCCCCACCCACGCCCCAGAGCCACUACGUGCACAUCUCCGGCUCGCCCCAGAGCAGCGGGCACGCGGCCUCCCCGCCGGCCGUCCACCUCCACCCCCAUCAGACGAUGAUCCCGCACACGCUCACCCUGGGGCCCUCCUCCCAGGUCGUCGUGCAGUACUCCGACUCCGGCGGCCACUUCCUCCCCCGGGAGGCCACCAAGAAAGCCGAGGGCGGCAGGCUGCAGCAGGCCGUGCAGGCCAAGGAGGUCCUGAACGGGGAGAUGGAGAAGAGCCGGCGCUACGGGGCUCCCUCCUCGGCGGACCUGGGCCUGAGCAAGGCCGGCAGCAAGGCGCCGCACCCCUACGAGUCCAGGCACGUGGUGGUCCACCCCAUGGACUACAGCGGCCGCGACCCGCCGGGGGUCCGGGCCUCCGUGAUGGUCCUGCCCAACAGCAGCACGCCCGCAGCCGACCUGGACGUGCAGCAGGCCACGCACCGGGACGCCUCCCCCUCCGCCCUCAACGACAAGAGCGGCCUGCCCCUCGGGAAGCCCGGCCACCGGUCCUACGCGCUGUCACCCCACACGGUCAUUCAGACCACCCACAGUGCUUCGGAGCCGCUCCCGGUGGGACUGCCCGCCACGGCCUUCUACACGGGGACGCAGCCCUCUGUCAUCGAAUACCUGAGCGGCCAGCAGCAGGCCAUCACCUACGCGGGAGGCCUGCCCCCGCACCUGGUGAUCCCCGGCACCCAGCCCCUGCUCAUCCCGGUGGGCGGCGCUGACAUGGACGCGGCAGGGGCAGCCUCGGCCUUGGUCACGUCGUCCCCCCAGUUCGCUGCAGUGCCUCACACGUUCGUCACCACCGCCCUUCCCAAGAGCGAGAACUUCAACCCCGAGGCCCUGGUCUCCCCGGCUGCCUACCCGGCCAUGGUGCAGGCUCAGAUCCACCUGCCCGUGGCGCAGUCCGUGGCGGCCCCUGCGGCGGCGCCCCCCACGCUGCCUCCCUACUUCAUGAAAGGCUCCAUCAUCCAGCUGGCCAACGGGGAGCUGAAGAAGGUGGAGGACCUGAAAACGGAGGACUUCAUCCAGAGCGCGGAGAUCAGCAACGACCUGAAGAUCGACUCGAGCACGGUGGAGAGGAUCGAGGAGGGCCCCAGCCCGGGCGUCGCGGUGAUUCAGUUCGCCGUCGGGGAGCACCGAGCACAGGUCAGCGUGGAGGUUUUGGUGGAAUACCCUUUCUUCGUGUUCGGGCAGGGCUGGUCGUCCUGCUGUCCCGACAGGACCAGCCAGCUCUUCGAUUUGCCGUGUUCCAAACUCUCCGUGGGCGACGUCUGCAUCUCGCUGACCCUCAAGAACCUGAAGAACGGCUCUGUUAAAAAGGGCCAGCCGGGGGACCCCGCCAGCGUCCUGCUAAAGCACGCCAAGACCGACGGCCUGACAGGCAGCAGACACCGGUACGCCGAGCAGGAGAAUGGGGUUCAUCAGGGAGGCGCCCAGAUGCUCUCUGAGAACGGCGAACUGAAGUUUCCAGAAAAGAUCGGAUUGCCUACAGCGCCCUUCCUCACCAAAAUAGAACCCAGCAAGCCCACGGCCACGAGGAAGAGGAGGUGGUCGGCACCGGAGACCCGCAAACUGGAGAAGUCGGAAGACGAGCCCCCUUUGACUCUUCCUAAGCCUUCUCUAAUUCCUCAGGAGGUUAAGAUCUGCAUUGAAGGCCGGUCUAACGUGGGCAAGUAGAGGCCACGGGGCGAGGGGCCGCGGCCUCCUUUCUCAUUCGUAUCCAGAUUACUGUACUGUAGGCUGAAUAACACAGUAUUUACAUGUUACCCUCUUCUUUUAGGUUUCUGUUCUAACCUUGUCAUUAGAGUUACAGCAGGUGUGUCACAGGAGACGGGUGCAUAUGCUUUUCCCACGCGUGUGUGUCGGGGCAGGCGGGUGGAGGCCACGGCAGGGCAGCCCAGACCCCGGGUGUCCUGGUGGGCGUGCAUGGGACUGGCCAUGCCUGCCUCUGCUAGCACAGAGCCGCCCGUGGGCACUGAUCCCGCUGGUUUCAAGGGACGGUCCCGUGGGAAGGGACCUGCAGGGUGCAUGCAUGCGGAGGUGCAGGGGCGCCGCCGCAGCGAGUGAGGGUCUCUUUUUCUCUGCCUCCCUCUGUCUCCCUCUCUUGCUCCCAGCAUGGGAAUGGGGGUCCAGAGUAGUGUCCUCUUGGGGUUCUCUCGUGCAGAAUCAGGAACCCAGCUGCAGGGCAUCUUAGAGAGGCAUCAGGCGGCAGAUGGGACGCUAAGCAUUUAAAAGAACGUUUUUCUCUCCAACACAUUUUACAAUAAAAGCAACUUUUAAUCAUAGAGAUAUAUAUAUUUCCCCCUAUGGGGCCUGACUGCACUGAUAUAUAUAUUUUUUAAAAGAGCAACUGCCACACGUGGGAUUUCAUUUCUGCUUGACCGAGUGCAGUGGUGUCACAGGGUGUCGCGGUGGGCAGGGGAGCCCCUGCUUCCGUCGCCCCGUGGGGGGUGGGGGGAGUGAACACUCACGCUGGUUUCUGUGCAGUGUUAGAAAAACCCAUCAGGUGAUUACGUUGACUUCGCUCCCAAGAGGUAGAUGCAAACUGCC